Messenger RNA from Anopheles cruzii, 1932 nucleotides. RefSeq names its product actin-binding protein IPP. NCBI's taxonomy places the organism in Eukaryota, Metazoa, Arthropoda, Insecta, Diptera, Culicidae. The coding region runs from base 11 to 1888 and encodes 625 amino acids. The transcript is spliced from 4 exons. Gene Ontology annotation, molecular function: protein binding. The record is from RefSeq and is a predicted model, not a curated record.
CACCUGGAAGAUGCCACCACUGAACAGCUUUAACGGGAACGGCAACGGUUGCGGAGAUAUUAUCUGCUCGAUGGCAACAUCCGGAGCCCAGCUUCCGGCCGCUUCCAAUGACCCAUCGCAGGCGGCGGCGGUGCCGGGUAGCGGUGCUGGUGCUGGGCAUGGUACCCCCAGCAAGCCCCGGUUUUCCUGUCCCCAUUACGCGCAGAAGAUGUUGCUAAACCUCAACGCGCUGCGACUGGAUGGCCGAUUUUGUGACGUAGAAAUCCGGGCCAGUGGAACCACCACCAUUCAUGCGCAUCGGGCGGUGCUGAGUGCAAGCUCGGCCUACUUCGAAGCCAUGUUCCGACCGGAGCUCGGUCUGAGCGAAGGCAAGCAGCGCUCCGUGACGCUGCACUCGAUCCGGGCCGAUAUCCUCGAGCUGCUGGUUGGCUUCAUCUACACCGGUCAAAUCGAAAUCGAACAGAGCAACGUACAGGAAUUGCUAGCGGCGGCCGAUAUGCUGCAGGUUCCGGAAGUGGUCGACGGGUGCUGCGAGUACCUGUGCCGGGAGCUGCACUCGUCGAAUGCCCUAGGAAUAUUGCGCUUCGCCGAAGCACACAACUGCCGCCAGCUGGCCGAAGUGGCCUCCAGCUUCGUGUACAGCAACUUUCCAAAGGUGGCGCUUGAGGACGAACUGCUCGACGUGCCGCACACGCUGCUGGUGAAGGUGAUCGCGUCCGAAGCGCUGCGCGUGGACAGCGAAUAUCAGGUGUUUAGUGCCGCGCUGCGCUGGAUCCAGCACGACGUUGUCCCGCGGCGCCAGUACGUGUUCGAGAUCCUGUCGCACAUUCGCAUCGCGCUCGUGGCGGUGUCGCUGAUCGAUCAAGCGAUCGUCGAGUGUCGCGAUGUGUCACUCAAGAUCGCACUGCGCUCGGUGCGCCGCGAUCUCACGUCCCGCCGUGGUCAGCUCGUACCGUUGCGCGUUUGUCCGCGGGUUUGCGCCAAAAAGAGCAUCUACGUGAUCGGUGGCUCACGGAGGGAACAGUCGGCCGGGUGGACGCCAACGGAUUGGAUCUUUGAGUCGGUGAUAAAGUACGACAUUUUUGCCCGCGAGUGGACCGAGUCGGCUCCGAUGGAGAUCGGGCGGAUAUUGCCCGGCGUGGCGGCACUCGGUGGGAAAGUGUACGUGAUCGGUGGCGAGCGGGGCAGCCAGAUAUUGGCGAACGGCGAGGUGUACGAUCCGCAGAACAACAACUGGGAACCGAUGGCUCCGAUGAAUGUGCCGCGCUGUGAGUUCGGCCUGUGCACACUCGGCGGCACGCUGUACGCGAUGGGCGGCUGGAUCGGCGAGGACAUUGGCGGUUCGAUCGAGUGCUACGAUCCGAUGCGGAAAGCCUGGCGUAUGGUUGGCGAUCUGCCGGAACCGAAGUUCAGCAUGGGUGUAGUUAGUUUUGAAGGAUUAAUUUACAUCGUCGGUGGAUGCAAUACUCAUUCGAGAUAUUUAACGGAUCUUAUUAGCUAUAAUCCCGUAACGAACGAAUGGACGAAGCUCGCCCGCAUGCAGACGGCUCGCUGUCAGAUGGGAGUGGCCAUUCUGGACCGUCACCUGUACGUCGUCGGUGGCAAUAGCAGCCAGCAGGAGGUGCUGCGCACUGUCGAGCGGUACAGCUUCGACGAUGACAAGUGGUCAAUUGUGUCCCCGAUGACCGUUUGUCGCUCCAGUCCUGCGGUGGCUGCGGCCGACGGCUUACUGUACGUGGCCGGCGGUGAUCAACCGUGUGAGAUUAACUUCUACCGCGCACAGAUCACGAUCAGCUCGUUCGAGUGCUACGAUCCGAUCACCGACCAGUGGAAGGUUUGCCCCGAUCUGCCCACCAGUCGCUCCGAGGCCGGAGCCGUCGUUGUUUAAGCCGUUUUGGGUUGGCACGAAGCUGGUCCAGGGCGUAACGCUUU